AUCCCCCGUUCUUCUUUCUCUGCAGGACCCCGUCUCUGCCGCCCGCAGAGGAGCGCCGGCCGCCGCGAUGAGUUCCUUCAGCUACGAGCCGUACUACUCGACCUCCUACAAGCGGCGCUACGUGGAGACGCCCCGGGUGCACAUCUCCAGCGUGCGCAGCGGCUACAGCACCGCGCGCUCCGCGUACUCCAGCUACUCGGCGCCCGUCUCCUCGCUGUCCGUGCGCCGCAGCUACUCGUCCAGCUCCGGCUCCUUGAUGCCCAGCCUCGAGAACCUCGACCUGAGCCAGGUAGCCGCCAUCAGCAACGACCUCAAGUCGAUCCGCACGCAGGAGAAGGCGCAGCUGCAGGACCUCAACGACCGCUUCGCCAGCUUCAUCGAGCGCGUGCACGAGCUGGAGCAGCAGAACAAGGUCCUGGAAGCCGAGCUGCUGGUGCUGCGGCAGAAGCACUCGGAGCCGUCGCGCUUCCGGGCGCUGUACGAGCAGGAGAUCCGCGACCUGCGCCUGGCGGCGGAAGACGCCACCAACGAGAAGCAGGCGCUGCAGGGCGAGCGAGAGGGGCUGGAGGAGACGCUGCAGAGCGCGCGCAAAGGUGCGGACGAGGCGGCCCUCGCCCGCGCUGAGCUCGAAAAGCGCAUCGACAGCCUGAUGGACGAAAUCGCCUUUCUGAAGAAGGUGCACGAAGAGGAGAUCGCCGAGCUGCAGGCGCAGAUCCAGUACGCGCAGAUCUCCGUGGAGAUGGACGUGUCCUCCAAGCCCGACCUCUCCGCCGCGCUCAAGGACAUCCGCGCCCAGUACGAGAAGCUGGCUGCCAAGAACUUGCAGAAUGCCGAAGAAUGGUUCAAGAGCCGCUUCACCUUGCUGACCGAGAGCGCCGCCAAGAACACCGACGCGGUGCGCGCCGCCAAGGACGAGGUGUCCGAGAGCCGCCGCCUGCUCAAGGCCAAGACCCUGGAGAUCGAAGCAUGCCGGGGCAUGAACGAGGCGCUGGAAAAGCAGCUGCAAGAGCUGGAGGAUAAGCAGAACGCCGACAUUAGUGCUAUGCAGGACACAAUCAACAAAUUGGAAAAUGAGUUGAGAACUACGAAGAGUGAAAUGGCACGAUACUUAAAAGAAUACCAGGACCUCCUCAAUGUGAAGAUGGCUUUGGACAUUGACAUUGCAGCUUACAGGAAACUCUUGGAAGGCGAGGAGACCCGGCUGAGUUUCACCAGCGUGGGAAGCAUGGCCAGCGGCUACUCCCAGAGUUCCCAGGUCUUUGGCCGAUCUGCCUACGGUGGUUUACAGACCAGCUCCUACUUGAUGUCCGCUCGCUCCUUCCCUUCUUACUACACCAGCCACGUCCAGGAGGAGCAGAUCGAGGUGGAGGAGACCAUCGAGGCUGCAAAAGCUGAGGAAGCUAAGGAUGAGCCCCCCUCUGAAGGAGAAGCUGAAGAGGAGGAGAAGGAGAAGGAAGAGGCUGAGGAAGAGGAAGGAGAGGGAGAGGAAGAGGAAGAAGGUGCCAAGGAAGAAUUUGAGGAUGCAAAGGAGGAAGAAGGAGGUGAAGGUGAAGGAGAAGAUGCCCAAGAAGCUGAGGAUGAGAAGAAAGAUGAAGGUGCUGGGGAGGAGCAAGCAACCAAGAAGAAAGAUUGAGCCCCCUUUCCUUAACUAUUUCAGGAAUAAUCCUCCCGAAACCAGGUCAACCCCAUCACCAACCAAGCAGUUGAGUUCCCGAUACUAUAUGAAUUAAGAAGUCCAUAUAUGUAACAUUCUGAGGUGACUCAGGCUGGACCUUAAAUGUUGUGCUAUGACUUUUCUCCUUAUCAGAGUAUCUGUUUGCUUGCAGAGUGGCUUCCUGGCUUGCUGCCAGCCUGUGCAUGGUCCACGCUUAUGAGUUCAGGAUCUAUGGCAAUGUGAAUAAUUCAGACGUUUACAAUAAAAACACAGGAAUACCUGAAUUCACUAAUGUUAAUGUUAAACUUCAUGGAAAAAAUAGUCCUUUGAAUCUUCGGUGGUUAGAAAUGAAAGACCUCAGAUCAUGUGCAAUAAACAGUAAAUAAAGUUACACUGAAUGACA
Messenger RNA from Myotis davidii, 2057 nucleotides. RefSeq names its product neurofilament, light polypeptide (gene NEFL). The transcript is spliced from 5 exons. Lineage: Eukaryota; Metazoa; Chordata; Mammalia; Chiroptera; Vespertilionidae. Gene Ontology annotation, biological process: neurofilament bundle assembly. The record is from RefSeq and is a predicted model, not a curated record. Gene Ontology annotation, molecular function: structural constituent of postsynaptic intermediate filament cytoskeleton. Gene Ontology annotation, cellular component: intermediate filament; axon; postsynaptic intermediate filament cytoskeleton. The coding region runs from base 68 to 1633 and encodes 521 amino acids.